Molecule: messenger RNA, 540 nt
Organism: Fraxinus pennsylvanica
Lineage: Eukaryota; Viridiplantae; Streptophyta; Magnoliopsida; Lamiales; Oleaceae
Source: the annotation of a GenBank genome assembly
AUGGGAGUAGUCAGUUCUUCCCCCUUGGUUACUAAUUUCAAAGAAUGGCUCAUAGCUAUCUUCAAUAUUCAUCAACAAGAACAAGAGAUUAUUGCUUUGAUUUGUUGGGCCAUCUGGAUGAACCGUAAUGAAACUGUUGGGAAAGUUAAGUUGUUUACAGUGUUUAAGGUGGUGACUAUUGCAAAAAAUUUCCUCCAGCAAUGGCGUGAUGAUAAUAGGCCACUACCACAAGCCAUUUUUGAAAACAAAGGGAAGUCUAGGCUCGGCCUUGUGAUUCGAGAUGAUUUGGGGUCAUUCGUUGCUGCCAACGUUGUUCCUGUUCAAGGUAUUGUUGAUCCACUUAUCGCCGAAACUUUGGGGGUUCGUGAGGCCCUUUCUUGGAUUAAAUCUAAAUUCUCUAGGGUCCAAACCAUUGAAAUGGAUGCUCUCUUGGUUUAUAGUGCUCUACAGAAUGAUGGAGUUGACAACUCUUACCUUGGUAUCCUAAUUGAAGAGUGUCGUCUUCUUGCUAAAGAAUUACUGAAUGUCAAGUUCAACUAG